Eruca vesicaria subsp. sativa (arugula) is the source of this 1395-nucleotide messenger RNA. Lineage: Eukaryota; Viridiplantae; Streptophyta; Magnoliopsida; Brassicales; Brassicaceae. The record is from the annotation of a GenBank genome assembly.
AUGCAUUACGACGGAGGCACAGGGACAACACCACCACCAUCUCCAUCUCCGACACCCAACCGCAAAAAAAUCUCACUACUCCCACUAAUCUUCCUAAUAUUCUACGAAGUCUCAGGCGGUCCAUUCGGAAUCGAAGACAGCGUCAAAGCCGCAGGACCGUUACUAACCAUCCUCGGCUUCAUCAUCUUCCCUUUCAUCUGGUCCAUCCCCGAAGCCCUCAUCACCGCCGAGAUGUCCACCAUGUUCCCCGAGAACAGCGGUUACGUCGUCUGGGUCUCUUCCUCUCUCGGCCCUUACUGGGGGUUUCAGCAAGGUUGGGUCAAGUGGCUCAGCGGCGUCAUAGACAACGCUCUUUACCCCAUCCUCUUCCUCGACUACCUCAAAUCCGGUUUCCCCGUUAUAUCCUCUGGCCUCCCCCGCGCCAACGCGGUUCUCGCGUUGACUUUCGCGUUGACUUAUGUUAAUUACAGAGGGUUGAGUAUUGUUGGUUUGACUGCUGUUCUGCUCGGAGUGUUCUCGAUUUUACCCUUUGUGGUGAUGUGUUUGAUGUCGGUGCCAAAGGUUGAGCCUUUACGGUGGUUUGUGGUUAGUGAGGGCCUUAAAGGUGUUGACUUUGGGCUUUAUCUCAAUACUCUGUUUUGGAACUUGAACUAUUGGGAUUCGAUUAGUACUCUGUCUGGAGAAGUUGUUAACCCGAGUAGAACUUUACCCAAGGCUCUGUUCUACGCGUUGCUUCUCGUUGUGUUGUCUUACAUCUUCCCUGUUUUGGCCGGGACUGGAGCUCUGCCUCUUGAUCAGGAGCUUUGGACUGAUGGCUACUUCGCGGAGAUUGGGAGAGUUAUAGGAGGAGGAGUUUGGUUGAGUUGGUGGAUUCAAGCUGCGGCUGCUACGUCCAACAUUGGGAUGUUUUUAGCUGAGAUGAGUAGUGAUUCGUUUCAGCUUCUUGGUAUGGCUGAGCGUGGGAUGCUUCCUGACGUCUUUGCUAAGAGGUCUAGGUACGGAACUCCUUGGGUUGGGAUACUCUUCUCUGCCUCUGGUGUGGUUUUGUUGUCGUGGUUGAGUUUCCAGGAGAUUGUUGCUGCGGAGAAUCUGUUGUAUUGUUUUGGGAUGGUGAUGGAGUUUAUAGCGUUUGUGAGGUUGAGGGUUAAGUAUCCGGCUGCUUCACGGCCUUUUAAGAUACCUGUUGGGGUUUGGGGGUCGGUGCUUAUGUGUGUUCCUCCCACUGUGUUGAUUGGUUUCAUUGUGGCGCUUUCCAACUUGAAAGUUGCGGUGGUGAGUUUUGUGGCUGUUGUGAUUGGGCUUGUGUUGCAACCGUGUUUGAAGCUAGUGGAGAGAAAGGGAUGGCUUAGUUUCUCUGUCAGCUCUCACUUACCAGACCUGAUGGCUUUAAGUUAG